AUGCAACCACCAGCGGUUCUGCCGACAUCAAUUGUAGUCCCGGACUUCAUUUUGCGUACGUCGUCCUACGUGUGGUAUUAUUGUCAAAACUUCGUAAAUGCAAUUCCCGGAAGUCAUUAUGUGGUCGAUUACGUGAAACGUUCGCACCAACACGAUCCGUACCGGACUAUGGUCGAGAUUUUUCUGAUUAUUUAUGGUAUCGUGUAUUUUCUUCGGAAACCUCGAAAACAGGGCUUCCAAGCAGGUCCAAAACUUACCGAUAGAGAGACCGACGCUUUACUGGACGAAUGGCAACCUGAACCAGUGACACAGAGUAGUUCCAAAGUUGAAUGGCGCACAGAAAAGAUUCCUGUGGUUUUGACGUCCAGCUCGAAGACUUACAUCGACUUGUCGCGUAACAACGGUGCCGAGCUGUAUGAGAAUGUCCUAAACUGCUGCUCCAACAACUUCUUGCAAAUUACGUCCGAACCGGACGUUUUGCAAGUCGCCAAGAACUCUAUUCACAAAUGUGGUGUGGGUGCUUGUGGACCAGCCGGGUUUUACGGUAAUUUGGACGUGCACACCCACCUCGAAUAUGAUUUGGCUCGGUUUUUCAACACUGAAAAUGCAGUGUUGUACGGUCAAGAUUUUUGUAUAGCUACCUCCGUUAUCCCUGCUUUCACCAAACGUGGUGAUGUCAUUGUCGCAGACGACAGAUGUAGCGUUUCGAUACAAAACGCACUGCAAUUGAGUCGCUCCACAGUUUACUACUACGACCACAACGAUAUGGAUGCCUUGGAAGAUCUAUUGCAACAACUUCAAGAGCGAGAACUCAAGGACAAAUUACCUGCUUUGCCAAGAAAAUUUAUCGUCACCGAAGGUUUGUUCCACAAUUUAGGUGAUAUCCCACCACUUCCCAAACUUGUGGAGUUAAAAAAUAAGUACAAGUUCAGGCUUCUCGUGGACGAAACAUUCUCACUGGGUGUUCUAGGGUCUACCGGACGUGGUAUCACGGAGCAUUUCAACCUCGAUCGUCAAAGCUCGGUUGAUAUCACCAUUGGAUCUUUAGCUACCGCUUUGGGCUCGUCCGGUGGGUUUGUUCUUGGCGAUUCCGUUAUGUCAUUGCAUCAAAGAAUUGGAUCACACGCUUACACUUUUUCUGCCUCGCUUCCAUCUUUCACGGUCACAGUGGGGUCGGAAGUGCUAAGACGUUUGGAAAAGGAUAACUCGGCGGUCCAAAGACUGCGCCAGUUGUCAAAUCGGAUGCAUCAUUUCUUCCGCGAAGACAAAACCCUCAAAGAAAUUGUCGAAGUUACAUCAGACAAUGACUCAAGUGUUUUGCAUUUAAGGCUAACUGAGGACUUAAGAAUUAAAAAGUUCAAUUACACAGAGGAGUCUUUUUACAAAGAGAUCAGCGUCAUGCAUAGCAAGUAUCUGACCGACAAACACAUUGACUAUUACGAAACGGAGGAAAAGUUUCUUCAAGAGAUCGUUGACUAUUCAUUGAAGGAGUUUAACGUCUUGAUAAGCCGGAACACCUUCGUUCUCAAGCACGAGACGUUGCCAAUUAUUCCUAGCUUGAAAGUAUGCUGCGGUUCCAAGAUGAGCGACCAAGAACUCUUACGUGCUUGCGAAAGUGUGAAAAAGGCGGUUGUCUACAUUGUUACUCAGGAAAAUUGA
Molecule: messenger RNA, 1659 nt
Organism: Lachancea lanzarotensis
Lineage: Eukaryota; Fungi; Ascomycota; Saccharomycetes; Saccharomycetales; Saccharomycetaceae
Gene: LCB1
Product: LALA0S10e00650g1_1
Exons: 1
Coding region: 1-1659 (552 amino acids)
Biological process (GO): ceramide biosynthetic process; sphingosine biosynthetic process
Cellular component (GO): endoplasmic reticulum
Molecular function (GO): serine C-palmitoyltransferase activity; pyridoxal phosphate binding
Source: RefSeq, a predicted model, not a curated record